Messenger RNA from Gongylonema pulchrum, 891 nucleotides. Lineage: Eukaryota; Metazoa; Nematoda; Chromadorea; Rhabditida; Gongylonematidae. The record is from the annotation of a GenBank genome assembly.
AACAAAGAGGACGUUGAUACGAUGGAAAUUUCCGUGGACACCGAGAAUAAACCGGUCGCACCACGUGCACAACAGCCCGACCGUGAGUACGUGAAGACGGAAUUGUUGCUUGCUCGUGCCGAUGGAAAUCGUACAAUUUUGCAUGCAGCAGUGAUGAGCAGUUUUGCUCAUACAAACAAAGAGGACGUUGAUACGAUGGAAAUUUCCGUGGACACCGAGAAUAAACCGGUCGCACCACGUACACAACAGCCGGAUGUGGACAUGACGGCAGCUGAAGAAACCCGAUCGGCAUAUGAUACACGCUGGAAACGCAUGUUACGACGACGUGGCGCUAACGAGCAAGAACAAAUGUUAAUCAGAGAAUUAAUGGCAAACAGUCAGUUGCGUCGACCCGGUCAUGAAGUUGGUAAUGUAGAAGAGGUGCUGGCAGAUCUUGCGAAAAAUUGGAAAGAUGCCAAGAAAGGGGCUGUUUUCAUCGAAGAAAUGAAAGAUGAAGCAUCGAUGCCGAUUUUUGUGAAUGCAGUGAGUGAGCUGAAGAAGCGGCAAAGCAAUUCAAUUGAAAUCCUCAAAAUAUUAUGUUCUCAUGCGGUUUUGGCGCCUUAUCUGUACGAAUUAAUGACAGUAAGAGAUAUACAAGGCUUCACACCGUUUAUGUGUGCCAUUAAUUACCGAGCAUAUACGGCUGCAUAUAUCCUGUGGCUAGCGGCUGUACGUUUACAGGAAGCACAGCAUUCUGGCGCUCAAGGUAAGAAACAAUCGUCCGAUGCCACGCUGAAUUCAAUAAUUUAUCCAGCAGGAAGUAAACCAGAUGAUUCACCAUUAUUUAUGCUUUGCAUGAACGACACGUGUAGUUUUACGUGGACUGGUGAUGAACAUAUCAACCAGGUAUAA